Molecule: messenger RNA, 4608 nt
Organism: Cladocopium goreaui
Lineage: Eukaryota; Dinophyceae; Suessiales; Symbiodiniaceae
Source: the annotation of a GenBank genome assembly
AUGUCGGCGACGAAGAGCAGUCAGGAGCUAAGAAUUUUUGGCCUGCCCGUGAAAUGGGCAUCAUUGGUCUUGCUGACCUUUGUGACGACUUGGACCAUCUUUGCCAUCAAGCUCGCUCGGGCGAGCAGCAAAGAAUACCUCAACAGUUCAGUCGUGCUGUUUACAGAGCUGUUCAAACUUACAUUUAGCUUCUUCUUUCUCUCGCUGGAAACGAAGAGCCCUUUUCUGGCGGCUCGAAGUUUUUGGAUCGAAUGCCGCUACAAUCCAUUGGGAAUGCUGAAGCUGGGUGUUCCAGGAUUGGCUUACACCAUCCAAAACAACUUGAUCUUCCUCUCCGUGGAUCUCUUGAGCGCGGCAGUCCAGCAGGUGACCUACCAGCUGAAGAUCUUGACCGCUGCAUUGCUCAGUGUCUUGAUGCUGAAAAGGACUGUGGGUCGGAAGCGGUGGCUGGCACUCUGCGUUUUGGUGGCUGGAGUCAUGUUGGUGCAACUGCCGAACUCUGACGGCCUGGAAGGAUCUCCUCAGAUGGGCCGAGCAUUGGUUGGCUUUCUGGCAGCACUGGGUGCCUGUUUUGCCAGCGGCUUUGGCGGUGUCUACAUGGAAAUGGUUCUGAAAGGUUCUUCAACCUCAAUUUGGCUUCGAAAUGCUCAGCUUGCCAUUUUUGGCGCCUCCACUGCGACAUGGGUCGUUUUACAAGAGGGUGAGGUGAACCUCACGCGUGGAUAUACUCCCUGGGUAUGGCUCAUGGCAUUCACUGUGGCCUCUGGUGGUCUGUUGGUGGCUGCGGUCUUGAAGUAUGCUGACAACAUCUUGCGGCAAUUCAGUACCGCCAUCUCGGUGAUCUUGACCACGGCACUGUCGGCCUUGGUGCUGCAGGAUAUCACGUUGGAUCUCACGUUCGCGGCGGGAACGGUGCUGACCAUCGGCGCAACCUUCAUGUACAGCGGAUUGCUGGCAGUGAGUGAGCUGAUGACGAUUUGGGUUUGUCUCAACAGAGGCUACUCGGGUACUCCCUUCCAGCUCAUGGUGAGAUCGGCCGUUGCCGACCUCUACUUGCUGAAGGAGCAGAUCUCACCCAAAGAUGCACUGAGAGCCAGGGCAUAUCCUGUGCCAAAUGAGACCGCAGAAGAGAAGGCAAAGAAAUGCUUGGUCCUGGCAGAGGCGAAGCUCCUGGCGUUUGGCCCGGGAGAGACCUUUCAGGCGGCAUUGGGCGAGGCUCACGACGUGAUGCAAGCGGAAGGAUCCAAAGUGAGAAUCCAGCUGUUGCAACUGAAGGCCCUGGCCGCAGUGAUGAGGAGACAACUCUCAGAAGCCCUACAUUUUGCCAAAGAAAGCAGAAUGUUGGCAGAUGCUCUCGUGCUUGGGCCAUCUGGCCCAGAGCCUGGCAAUUUGGAGUGCCUGGCACAGGCUCAUUGUCUCACUUCCGUCAGCUAUCGACUGAGUGGUGAUUUUGAAGGCUCCACGGAGGCUGCGCGGAAACUUGUGCAGUUGGGACAGAAGCAUGGGCAAUCCGAGCUGGAAGCAUGUGGUGAGAUUCUCAUUGCAAGUGUGGCUCUGGCUCGUGCUGAGCCAACCCUUAGCUCUACCCAAAUCUCAAUGAAGCUGAAGCAUGUGCAGCUUCUCCAGCGCGGCAGCGCUUUGCAGCAAGCUGCUGCAUCCGCUGAGCGCGCCUGGCACCUCUCAGUCAGCUGGCCUUGCCGCUCUUCGUUGCAGAUCUCCCUGCGCGGCGCGGCCCUGCUGCGGCUCUCCCAGGCGGCGCUGCAGGGCCAAGAUGCCACAGCCUUGGCGCGACAGGAGCUGCGCAGCUUGCGGGGCUCCCGCUGUCAGGCGCUGCAGGUGGCUGCCAUCACUGCCCUGGGGGCCGCCCAGCUCCCAAGGGUGGAGGAAGCCCUGGCACGGCUGCGGACGUUUGGCAGGGAAGCGGAGGGAGCACGGAUGGAGGUGGCAUUCAUGGCUGCGAAGUAUUGGAAGUCAAUGGGGAAGGGAUUGGAUCAGGAUGAAACUGAUCUGGAGUUAGAGAAUUGGGACAAGGCGACGGCAUAUCUUCAGCAGGCGCUAUCUCUCGCGCGUGCUCGCCAAGAUUUCAUCUCGGAGGUGGCUGCCUUGCACUUCUUGACGGAGCUGCACCUGAAGAUCGGGCUGCAGCCUCCUAGCUCGAAUUUGCGAAGCAGCAUUUCAGCACAGCUCAGUCAGGCGGUUGCCGAGUCGAAUCGGCUGCAGCAGCUGCUGCCGUUGUCGGACGCAGUGCAAGCGAUAGAAGAUGCCGGGUGCCAGGUCGAUGAACUUCUGGCGCCUGCAGACAUUCGUGAGGCCAUGUCUGCCAUUGAGUCCAAAGCUGACUGGUGGGAGACAGCCCUAGAGGAGGCGAAGGUACCUUCAGUUUUGACGUCCUUCACAGAUGCGAAGAAUGGAGACAUCAAAGGACCGCCGCUCUCGAUGGUUGAAGUGACCAGGGAGCAGCUGUACAGCGAUGUCCGAGUGGCGGGUGUGCAAUACGGGCCCAGGUAUCGGCAGGUUCAAGGUUUCAUCCCGGCAGGAAAGUCCUUGACAUCAAGGCCUGCUGUGGUGGGUGUCUUGCGAUCCUCAUCAGAAGCUGAGGAGCCGAUUGAGCUGUCCUUUUCCCACUGGCCCCACAGGUCUCCAACCUGGACAUGCACCGCCCCAUCCUGGAGCGCAAAGCUCGCCCGGGCGGGUACGGAAACCCAGCCCGCUGCCAAAGUUGUGGCGGGCUGUCUGGUGGUGCUGUGGAAUCACCGGUCAUCAAAACGAUCCCGGUGCCGUUCGCGGAAAAAGCCGUGCAUCUGCCGAGCUCAUCAUUUGGAGAUGGAGUACAUGGACUAUUCUCCUCUGCCAGCGGCUGAGAAUUCUUGGGCCUUGGUCACUGGAGCUGCCACAGGGCUAGGGUGGAAGCUGGCACGGGCCUGUGCCAACGCCGGCUAUGGCCUGAUUCUGACGGAUCAAGCUGCAUCUCUACAGGGGUUGGAGGACUUCUACGAGACUCUGGGAGUAUCUGCAGAUCGAAUUCUGCAAAUACCGAUGAAUCUUGCGGAUCCCUCUGGGGGAGUGGCUCUUCUGCACAGCCAUAUCAAGGAGGAAGGCUUGGAUGUGUGCAUUCUCUUCGUGUGUUCGGAUCAAUAUUCCUACACCGGCAACUUUUUGGAGCAGAAGGUGGAUAACUUGGACAAGAUGCUGGCGCUGAACGUUGGCGCCACCACGGUCCUGUGUCGCCUCUUUGGGGAAGACAUGUUGAAGGCCGGGCGGGGUCGGAUCCUUCUCAUCGGCGCCCCGCAGGGGGCCUCCUUGGGCGUGGCCGGGGCCAGUGCCUUCGCUGGGUCCAUGGCCUUCAUCCGGACCUUGGCCAAUGGCCUGCGGAAGGAAUUCGCCGACACUGGCGUGGGCAUCUCCUGCAUGGAGACCUCCUCCCUGGGGCGCGAUGGAUCGCUGACGCAAGCGUUGGAGAACACCUGUGUGGGCUUCCUGGUGAAAAAGGAGGUGGACGCUGCGCCGCAACGAGCGCCGAUGGAGCGGAAAGUGAUGCUGGCCACGCCAGCUGCAGAGCAACGUCGGCGAGUCGUUGAGGAGAGCAACACAUUCAAGGGUGAGACAGAGGCGAUGAUCGAUAGGUCUGUGAAGGAUGAAUAUCUAAGGUUGGCAGAGGAAGAAGGCUUCACUCCCUUGCCGUAUGGAGCCGAGAUAGAUCGCUUUCAGCAUGCUCCGCUGUCAGAAGUAUCCAGCGCGCUACUGGUGGGCCUGGCGCUCAUGGUCUAUGUGCUUGCCCGUUCGCCCGGCAUUUCGGAAGGCACCGUUCGAGUGCUCGAAGCGUCUACGUCUGCAAUCAAUGCCCUCUUCACCAUUGACUACCUGGCACGUUGGUGGUGUCACGGUUUGCGCUUGAACUAUUUGCUGAACCCCAUCAUGAUCGCAGACUUGUUGAGCAUCUUGCCCUUCUUAUUGCGGCCAUGGGUUGCGGAGGUCUCGGAGUUGGAGUUGACGUUUCUGAAACUCAUCCGGGUCCAGAGAAUCUACCGCUUCUUCCGACCUAAGGCCUUCAAGAGCAUCCUGCGCAUUCUACUGGGACCCGACCAAGCUCAACCAUAUGAAGAUGGACUUCAGGAAGUGCGACCCUACCAGCUGCAGGUCCUGCGGACUUUCGGAGUGGUCUUCACGUUGCUUUUCAUCACUGCCGCGCUAUUCUACGAGGCCGAGCAAGUGGUGAAUCCUCAGUUCGGCGACAUCUUCUCCUCCUUUUACUUCAGCACCAUCGCGCUCUCCACCGUGGGCUUCGGCGACAUCGCUCCAAUGACGCCUCAGGGACGCCUGGUCAUUACCGUUGCCGUGAUCCUGGGCUUAUGCCUGAUCCCCUCGGAGGCCUCCUUAGUGGCUGCAGCAAUCUCGGAGGAACAGCGCUUGCAGGAUGAGCAGGAGGCCGAGAAAGCCUUGGCGGAAGCCGAGCGAGCCGAAGCUCAACUGGCCUGGGAUGCCGCAAGGAUUGCUGAGUUGGAAGACCAGACACGUGAAGAACGCGCGCGUUUGGUGGAGCUGGAGGAGCAAGCCAAGUCGUGGGGCCAGAAAGAUAGUUCGAGGUCGGCAUCCAGCGAAGCGCGCUGA